This is a messenger RNA of Lampris incognitus (smalleye Pacific opah), 3882 nucleotides long. RefSeq names its product caspase 9, apoptosis-related cysteine peptidase (gene casp9). Gene Ontology annotation, cellular component: cytoplasm. The transcript is spliced from 10 exons. Bases 256 to 1581 code for a protein of 441 amino acids. NCBI's taxonomy places the organism in Eukaryota, Metazoa, Chordata, Actinopteri, Lampriformes, Lampridae. The record is from RefSeq and is a predicted model, not a curated record. Gene Ontology annotation, biological process: regulation of apoptotic process; apoptotic process; intrinsic apoptotic signaling pathway in response to DNA damage.
GCGACUAGAACAAGGAAGUAGCCAAAACAACAGCGUCAAAGAAUUGAGAAGGAAGACCCACAAAUAAAGAAUCAAAUUAUUUUUAUUAAACCAGUCAAAUUGACCUCGAAUAGUUUAUGGUGGCAUGGUGGGUCGCUAUGUAGCCGUAACCUAAAUUUGUUUAUUAACCGUUUUCACUUGGAGAAGGUCACAGACGUUACCUUGUUAUACGUGGUGGUCUGCCUUAUUCAAGGUGUCAUCAGGUUUUUGUAGAGAAUGGACGAGAGACACAAAACGGUUCUCCAACGCAACAGGACCAAUUUUGUGAGAGACUUGGACCCUUCAGCUCUUUAUGAUGGACUUCUCGAAAAAGGAGUAUUCACUCAAGACAUGAUUGAUGAAAUAAAGAGUUCAGGAACCAGACGGGAUCAAGCCAGACAGCUAGUCCGGGACUUAGAGACCCGUGGUAGGCGGGCCUUCCCUUGCUUCCUGGAGUGCCUUCGAGAGACUGGUCAAGACGGACUGGCAGAGCAUCUACAGAAUGGGGAACCACCAGUCCAACCUCAGCUCGAGUUCCCCAUUCAUGUUGUUCGUCCUGUGGUCCAGCCUCUUCCAGUUUUCUCUCCCGUGGAUGUUGAUAAGCACUGUAAAGAUGUUUCCCCAGUCUAUCCAUUACAGAAGCCCACCACAACACCCAGUUCAUCACCUGAAAAAGACUAUACAAGACAGAGGUCACAAGGGAGAACUAGACGCGAUAGUAUUCAGAGCUAUAAAAUGGAUGCCACCCCGUGUGGACACUGCCUAAUCAUAAACAAUGUAGAGUUUGAACCCCAGAGUGAGCUCAGCAAUCGUACAGGGUCCAACAUAGACUGUGACAAGCUGGAGAGAAGAUUCAAGGCUCUCAGAUUUAUUGUUGAAGUGAAGACAAACGUGAAAUACAAACAAAUAAGACAUGCGCUGUCAGCCUUAUCCAAGAGGGAUCAUUCACUCUAUGACUGCUGUGUGGUUAUCAUUCUGUCCCAUGGGACUGAGGUGAGCCACAACCGCUUCCCUGGUGCAGUACAUGGUGUAGAUGGACCCAUUGUGCCAGUUCAGCUCAUCACAAACUACCUCAAUGGCCAGCAUUGUCCAUCCUUACAGGGCAAACCCAAGCUUUUCUUUAUACAGGCAUGUGGAGGAGGUGAAAGAGACACAGGCUUUGAGGUGUCCCCUGACGAAGCAAGGCCAUCCAUCGGUGGACUAGAUGACCAGACAGAUGCUAUUCCCAUGUCAUCAAGCAGUGACUCUCUGAGCAUGUCUGAUGAAACUGAUGCCAGAGCCACACUGCCCACACCUUGUGACAUUCUGGUGUCCUACUCAACCUUUCCUGGCUAUGUGUCCUGGAGAGAUGCCCAGUUGGGCUCUUGGUAUGUGGAAACACUGGAUCGUAUCCUUGAAGAAAACGUAUCUACUGAUGACUUGGUCACUAUGUUGAUGAUGGUUAACAAUGAGGUCUCCCAAAACUCUGCCAAAGGACUCUACAAGCAAAUCCCCGGCUCUUUUAACUUUCUUCGCAAGCUUCUGUAUUUUCAAACUACGCCACAGAAACAAAGUUCUGCUUGAGAAUCUUGGGUUUCACCUUCAGAUAAUGUUUGUCCUUGUUACCUUUUGGAGUGUCUCUACAGUUUCUUCAGGCAGUGUUGUAGUACUCGAGUCCAGGACUCGGACUCGAGUCCGACUCAAGUCCUGAUUUUCAGGACUCGUGACUCGACUUGGACUUGAGCACUGAUGACUCGGACUUGGACUUGGACUCCAACACUGGGGGCUCGAGACUCGACUCGGACUCGAGGUUUAGUGACUCAACUACAACACUGGUGUGUGUGCACAUGCUUUCGAGUGCAUUUGUUUGGCUAUUGUGUCACAAAGUAAAUAAACUCCCUUUGAAAUGGUGAUAGCUGUGUCAUUUUUGGUUAAUGCAGACCUUUUUUAUUUGUAUGUCAGCUUUUUUACGGUGCCAGAGUGGAGCACUGGAGCCCAUCUUGGAACUCGACUCAGACUUGAUGACAUGGACUCUGACUCAGGUAAUGGGGACUUGACUUGGAUUCGACUCGGACUCUUCUUUGGGGACUCAGACUUGGACUUGGCCUCGAACACUGGGGACUCGAGACUCGACUCAGAUUCGAGGUUUAGUGACUCGACCACAACACUGUCGUCAGGUAUUGUCUAUGUACAUUUGGAAGCUACUGUGUAUUAUUUUGUUCUGUUAAGUAGGGCUACGUUUUUAUUGACCCCAUAAUGUAUUUCUCCUUACUUUUUUAAUAUUGCUUUGUUUUAGCUGAAAUUUAUGCAAAGAAAAUACCCAUUAUGAUGGUUCAAUUUUUAAAAUUUUGAUAUUCAAAAUGUUCUUGGUAAAGAGACAUGAGAUAUGAUUCUAUUGGAGUAGAAAACUACAAAUAAAACAAAACUGUCUUUAGGAAUGGACUUUACAAACCCUCAUAUUUCAGAUGUCAUCAAUAAUGGAUCUUGGUAAUUUAAAUAUGUUUUUUUUAAGUGCUUUGGUGGACUUGAACCAGAAAAAGACAACUGAAAGUCGAUAUGUAACUGGGUAUAAAGGGAACAUUUUAAAAGGAAGAGUAACUACUCUCACAGCUGUGUCUGUCUUUCUCUUCCAGUAUAACUGUAUGUGUGUCAUAUUCCUAGGGAGUUUUAACCCCUGUCGAGCAGGGAUGCAUUUGAUAUUCUAUGGCUGAUCUCUCUCUCUCUCUCUCUCUCUCAUUGUCAAGACUGCUUUCUGUCUUCCAUAGCUAUGUACUCCAGUUCCAGAUGGCCACACAUACUGUGCUGCGCUCAGUGUUAAUACAAAGAGCAGACUAAUAUUGGAUGAAUUAUCUGAUAUCUUCAUCUCCAACCCUCAUGUCUGAAUCUAAUAAUGACUAUGGACUGAAAGCACAACAUCCUCACUAGGAGACGAGCACAUUUGGCUUGUGCUUGUAGUAUGAUCCCAACCCAAGUGGUGAGGAAGUAACUGCUGCAUCAGGGAGGGGGAUCCCAGCCUAAUACAUUUCUGUCCCAGUAGUGUGUUUACCGCUGUUGAAUUGUAUGUCAAACAACCUAUUAUGAACUCUUAGAAUUUGUUUUGUUGCAUGCUUUAGUUUCCAAAAAUGAUACUGCAGUAUCGACUAUGUAUAACAUAUCAUUACUUCUGCUAUGCCUUUUAUAUUCAUAAAUUGUGUUACAUUGAACUGUUAGUCAUACUACAGGGCUCUUUCUGUGACUUGUCCAAUGGAUAGUGCAUGUGAGCCCCAGAGGGCCUGACCUUUACUGUGGCAGAGUCAAGAAUGACCAAGUUCAGUAAAUGAGGAGAUGCACUGGAUUUGGGAACUAUAAUGAUAGGUUGAGAGACUUUGCUGAAUGGUUUUUACUAAACAGAUUUGACACAACUUUUCCAUUGUGGCUCUGCUGACAGGAGGCAAGGGAGGAGUCGCUUAAUCACACCAUUGAGGUUUGUGUGAUGCUUUCAGUAUGCACGCACUGUAAAGCACCAGCCAGCCACAUGAUGAAUCACUAUAUUGAUUAUUUUAUCCAAAAAAAGAAGAAGAGAGUUUUGAAACAAUUUGUACCCUGAGGCCUAUUUAUUUUUGGUUUAUACGUAUUUUGUAACAGAGCAAUGUAUUGAGCUCCUGAAUAUCCUCGACCCAGAAAGAAGUCAAAUGACAAAAAGCUGAAAAUAAGCCAAUUUUACAUAACUAAGAUGAGCAAGGGUGUUCCUAAACCGUAUUUUUUUCCCUUUUAGCCUGUUAGAGUGAGCAAGUGAGACAAGUUCUCCGUGACUAUUCAGGGCUCAGUUCUUAAUUUGCAACAGCUGCUGUCUGAGAUCUCUGAGCAACGUGCUCAGCAACAAUUAUGAAAUGGUCAUAAACAUAC